AUGAGAGUGAAAAACAAUUUCUUAUCCACAUCCCUGCACCUUUCCCUCCUUUCUUCGCUCUAGUUGACAGAAGCUAAACCAGAACCCAUAACCAAUUUUCUUCUAUCAAAUGGCAGCUCCCUUUUCUUCAACCUCUCCCAUUCGAUCCGUUUUCAGUACCAUUCGUACCCCUCUGAAAUCUUUCCUCUCCCAUUCAGAUUGUUUCCAGAAGGGACGCGAUUGCUUCAAGUGCCGUUCCUGCAAUUUUAGCGUGUAUUCAUUGAGCUCAUCUGCUAGCUACACGAUCGUUAAAUUAUGCAGCAAACCCAUCGUUGUUAAUCAUCUGUUACGUAAGAGAGUUGGGAAUGUGAGGUGUGCAACUAUUGAAGAAAUCGAAGCUGAGAAAUCUUCCAUUGAGAACGAGGCUAAAGAAAAAAUGGAGAAGACAAUUGAGACAGUUCGAACAAAUUUCAACUCCAUUAGGACAGGGAGAGCAAACCCGGCAAUGCUCGACAAAGUUGAGGUGGAAUACUACGGUACUCCUGUCAGCUUAAAGAGUAUCGCUCAAAUAAGUACACCCGAUUCAAGUUCUCUAUUGGUUCAGCCAUAUGACAAAUCCAGCUUAAAGGCUAUAGAAAAAGCUAUAGUCAACUCUGAUCUUGGUAUGACUCCAAACAAUGAUGGUGAAGUCAUCCGCAUGUCUCUUCCUCAACUGACCACCGAAAGAAGAAAGGAAUUCUCAAAAAUUGUGGCCAAACAAGCUGAAGAAGGGAAGGUGGCAGUGAGGAAUAUAAGAAGAGAUGCCCUUAAAGCCUAUGAAAAACUUGAGAAGGAGAAAAAGUUGUCUGAAGACAAUGUGAAGGACUUAUCAAAUGAUUUGCAGAAACUAACAGAUGAGUAUAUGAAGAAGAUUGACAGCCUCUUCAAGCAGAAAGAGAAGGAGUUGCUGACGGUCUAGUGAUUGUUUUGUACAAUGAUGUCAAUUGAUAAGCUUCCUUUCCAUUCAGACC
Messenger RNA from Hibiscus syriacus, 989 nucleotides. Its product is annotated as ribosome-recycling factor, chloroplastic-like. Gene Ontology annotation, cellular component: chloroplast. Gene Ontology annotation, biological process: plastid translation. The coding region runs from base 110 to 937 and encodes 275 amino acids. NCBI's taxonomy places the organism in Eukaryota, Viridiplantae, Streptophyta, Magnoliopsida, Malvales, Malvaceae. Gene Ontology annotation, molecular function: ribosomal large subunit binding. The transcript is spliced from 11 exons. The record is from RefSeq and is a predicted model, not a curated record.